Messenger RNA from Ruditapes philippinarum (Manila clam), 1232 nucleotides. RefSeq names its product heavy metal-binding protein HIP-like. The coding region runs from base 109 to 771 and encodes 220 amino acids. Gene Ontology annotation, molecular function: protein binding. Lineage: Eukaryota; Metazoa; Mollusca; Bivalvia; Venerida; Veneridae. The record is from RefSeq and is a predicted model, not a curated record. The transcript has a single exon.
UGCCUGUUUCGAGUGGUCUUCAAAAUUCUCACUAACAUAAAGGUUCCAACCAAGGCAGGCAAGUAUUUGAACAAAAUUUGUGAAAUAUAUAUACACAUUAUAAAUAAAAUGACACAUUUUGCAUCCAGAAUUUGGUGUUUAGGUUUUUGCCUAAUAUUUUUGUCGGUUAUACAAACUAGAGUCAUUGCGGUUGCUUUUAACAAAGAGGAGGUAAAUCCUCUAGACAUAUUCAACCAGAUUCAAAUAAUUCGGGAUGAAGUAGAUAGCCUAAGGACUGAGCUCGGUGUUGAGAGGGACAGGCGUAUUUCUUUGGAAAAAGCUUUAGGUAACAUGCGUUCUGAUUGUGAAGACAGUGGACCAGCUACUAAUGAACAACAAGUAGCUUUUUAUGCAUCGGUAUCGCCAUCCAUUACCGAAAUUCAGCCUUGGGAAACGGUCGUUUUUUCUCAGGUGGUUACCAACGAAAGAGGAGCAUACAAUUCUUCAACGGGGGAAUUUAAAGCACCUGUUAAUGGAACAUACGCUUUCUAUUCAAAUAUUCUGUCAGAUUGGGGAAAGUACAUUGAAACUUGUUUAAAAGUAAAUGGAGAGAUCAGGAUGUAUAUGUAUUCCGGUAGUCAAUAUCGUGGUUCAGGCAGUAAUAUGGCAUUGCUGAAACUGAAGGUUGGAGAUAUUGUCAACAUUGUAAAACAUGGAUCCGGGGGAUUGACGCCUUUUUAUAUACACCGUCGGUGGAGUACAUUCUCAGGCUUUUUACUUGUCUCCGACUAGAGCCUCUUUGGAUACCGAUCUACAUAAUUUUAUCACUAAAUGAAAAAACUAAGUUAUUGUGCAUAUAAGCAUUGUUACAGCAUAUAACAACAAAAAUAGGACCUUUCGUGAAUUGAAAUUUGGAAUUCUCUUCAAAAACCAAAAAAGAAAUAAGACAUGUGCCUUUUUUUCAUUUUCUUUUCUUUCUUUCUUUUUUUUGUUGUUGUUGUUGUUGCUUUUUAACUCUAUAAAAACUGUUGAUUUUUGUUUUAAUUUUGAGUUCAUUUCAAAUCUUCAUAUCAAAGUAAAUUUUUCAAUAUAUAUGUAUAAAUUUCCAUUAAUUUAACCAUUCAGUAAUAAUAAAACAAAUUAAGAAUUACCGUGCCGUUGCUAAAUAUCCAUCCGUUUUAGUUUGUUUUUCUUACGUUUAAUGAUAUAAUGUAAAUAUCACCGAUAAUGAAAAUAAAACUUAAAGAAUUCUA